UUGACUGCGACCGUUGCCCGUCCGGUUAUCCCCGUUGUUCCCUACCGCUUGCUGUAUUGUCUAUAUUUUAUUUGCUAUUCUUGCUGACCAUCAAAUCACAGUUUGCGGUAUUUUUUUUAUAGAAAAUCAUGAUGUUCUAGUAUUGUGAUUAUAUGUAAAAAGUACGUGAUUCGUCCAAAAUGUCGUUUUCAUUUGGCACUCCAUCAAGUGCACCAGCUUCAUCAGGUCUUUCUUCAGGGUUCAGCUUCGGCGCUGCCAAGCCCGCGACUCCGGGAUUCGGUUUGGCAACAUCGCAGCCUUCGAGCUUCGGAUUCGGUAGCACAGCGACGACUUCGGCGCCUGCUUUCGGUGCAGCGCCCGCUUUUGGGGCCUCCUCGACUAGUUUUGGGGCUAACACGAGCACUCCUGCAUUUGGGGCGGGGGCGACUUCCACUCCUGCGUUCGGGGCCAGCUCCGGGUUCGGGGCGUCAGCAGCUCCCGCUUUUGGAGCUUCUACGACCCCUGCGUUUGGUGCAACUUCAACUGCACCAGCAUUUGGAGCAGCAACAGCAACCCCUGCCUUUGGAUCCACAUCGGCCGCCCCUGCCUUUGGAUCAACGACUACACCUGCUUUUGGCGCUACUGCAACCCCAGCUUUUGGAGCCACAACUACUCCAGCUUUUGGAGCGACCUCUCAGCCUGCAUUUGGGGCUACAACUACACCAGCCUUCGGCCAAACUAGUGCUCCAUCGUUUGGUGGUGGAUUGGGCACUGGUGGCCUCAACUUUGGGGCUGGGACCAGCACAGCUUCCACAGGAUUAAACUUUGGCACUCCAGCUACCUCAGCCAGCACGGGCCUCGGAGGACUUGGGGGCUUCGGCUUUGGGGCUGCAACUACUACCCAGAGCGGUUUUGGAUUUGGAGCCACAGCUAGCACAACUAAUAGUUUAUUUGGUGCCAAAUUAGGAGCGACCGCAGCCACAGGACUACAAACAUCCACUACAGUGACACCCAGUCUUGGUUUAGGCGGAUUAUCGCAAAGCGGCAUUGGGACUGCGAGCAAUACCACAGGCGAUGGAAAAAGUGAACCGCCUAAACAGACCAAGCUGCCGAAUGAAUUACUAACCGAUGUGGAGUCAUUCAAAGAAUUUGUGAAGAAGCAAAAAUCACUCAGCUCGGACAUCAUGAGAGUAUCGAUCAAGCCGUUGCAUAAGGUGUCGAGCACGGCGGAGAGUACGCUGCGGCAGGCGCUGUCGCUGAGCAGCGAGCUGGGGCGCGCGCGCGCGGUGUCGGCGCGCCUGCGCGGCGCCGCCGCCGCCGCGCUCGCGCACACCGAGGCCGCCGCCCGGGACGCGCUCGGCACAGAGUUGGAAGGCAUGGCGCCUCCGGCGUACAUCAAAGAGCUGAUCGCAGAGCUAGAGCAGCAGAUAGUGACAUUCCGUCGGCAGAUGGAGGUCGCCGAUAAACAGAUGCAGUCCUCACCCAAACUGCUCACUGAACAAGAGUUGAAUCUCGGCAUAAGGCGCAUGCACGAGUCGCUAGUAGCGCUGGCGGGUCGUCUACAAGCUGUGCACACGCAAGUCGAGGCCCAGAAGGAGCAGUACCUGAAUCUGAGGAAAUAUGUGCUCAAGGACUCCACUGACGUGUUCAACUCUAUGUCAGCCAGUCACAGCCUAGAUCAGAUUCUGCGUGACGCAGAAGGCACGAGAAAGAAGACUAAGUCAGGGCUCAACGACAGCCUGGGCCGAGCCGUCCUGUCAGACCCUAGAGCCGCUUUAGGCAGCAUAGCCCGGCUGGCGGGACCCACGCCGUUCAGCUACCUGGGCAAUACAAUGUCCCCGUUCCCCGGAACCGAUAAUAGUGGCAGCAGCUGGCAGCCGGGGGCUGCGCCGACGCCGGCGCCGGCCCUGACCGUUCCUUCAUUUGCCGCUGCCGACUCAAGCUCAGGCUUCCAGCUUCAAAAGCCGCCCGGCAAGCGCGGCAAGCAAUGAUAUUGGCGGUAACCAGGGCUGACGGACUGACGCGGCCCUGUGGUGAAUAAACCUGGAUAUUGACUAUCAAGCAGAAAUUAGACUUAAAAUACCAUUGAAACGAUUUGGCAUUCGCGACUUUUAACUGAAGAAUGCCCGGAAAAUGUAGCUAGCAAUGUUUUGGCGGUGACGGGGCUUAGCACGGACGUAACCAAGCCCUGUGAUUAAUAAUACGGAAUUUAGACUAGCUCAAAAUACUUGUCAAGAAACAGCCCGGAGAAUGUAGCAAGCCAUGUAUUGACGGUAAACGGGGACUCACGUAGCCCUGUGGUAAAUAAUAUUGAAUAUAGACUUGCUCAAAAUACCAAUUCAACUAGUUAAAACUAAACGCCGAGAGAGGGCGUUUUGGCAUACGGGCCGAAACCAGCUUGGACUGUUAACUGAAGAAUAAUAACUUUAUUCAUAUAUAUGGCACAAAAACUAGAAGAAACUGACGGUAACUGUGGUAAUAAUAAGACAUGUGGCGAUAAUCAUAAAUGCGAUGCAAGCCACAUUUAGUUAUUAAUUGUUUGUUUUUAUUUGUCAUUUUGCUUUAUAUAUUAGUAAGAAAAGAAUAAAACAUUAAUUAACUAAUUGAGGCUUGCAAAGUAUCAUGAAUACGCGAUUAUGGGUACGCAUUUUAUAGUUAAGUCAACGGACAAUUCACUUCAAUACUUCUUCAGUCAGAGAUAUGUAUAGGUACAAUUAUUCAAUGAUGUGGUAACUAUAGUUUGUCAAAAGACUGUCUCAUUUCAAACAUUGACAGAGAGAAAUUAUACUAUCUUUGUCUUACACAGUACUAGCACCCAAAAGAAAAGGAUGAGUAUAGUUUUCCUGGUUAUAUACUGACUGAUAAAUUCGUUUGACCAACUAUAGUUAGGAUGGUGGCGGAUAUUUGGAGAACAAUUAGAAUACUGCAAAGUGAAGUUUGCUGUGAUAUAAUGCUAUGCGACCGAUGUAUUAUUAAUCUUAAUAAUUGUCUUAUUUUUAUCUUAAUCAUUGUGUUCAUGAAAAAUGUAACGUAAUGUAAACGUGUGUGUAAAACUCACAUAGGUAUUUUGAAACUUUUGGAAUAACAUGUUGUCAGUCUGUUUGUACAAUACAAACUAAAAUUAUGUUGACUCUUAAUCUGAACAUAAUAAACAUCAUUUUAAAAUGCAUACUCCACGUAAGCACACGAAAAUAUGUACAGUGGUGUUCAAAAGUGCAAGGAUAGAUGUCGACCGUAAUGCCUUAAUAUUACCAAAUAUUACUGUUGAAACAUGUCCAUGCACUUUUGAACGCAACUUACAUAAUACGCAAUAUGUAAUGUAGAAUAUUAGGACCGACAGUUGUGUCAGGUAACCAAUGGCAAUGUCAUGGCUGUAAUAGAAAUUGUUACAACUCUUAAUUUAUGUAAAUCGGAAAUAUACAAACUAAUUGUUAAUUUUA
This is a messenger RNA of Cydia fagiglandana, 3419 nucleotides long. RefSeq names its product nuclear pore complex protein Nup58-like (gene Nup58). The coding region runs from base 180 to 1970 and encodes 596 amino acids. The transcript is spliced from 13 exons. Gene Ontology annotation, cellular component: nuclear pore. NCBI's taxonomy places the organism in Eukaryota, Metazoa, Arthropoda, Insecta, Lepidoptera, Tortricidae. Gene Ontology annotation, biological process: nucleocytoplasmic transport. Gene Ontology annotation, molecular function: structural constituent of nuclear pore. The record is from RefSeq and is a predicted model, not a curated record.